Messenger RNA from Cylindrotheca closterium, 3270 nucleotides. The record is from the annotation of a GenBank genome assembly. Lineage: Eukaryota; Bacillariophyta; Bacillariophyceae; Bacillariales; Bacillariaceae.
AUGGCUAGUGAAUUUCAGAAUGAAUGCGAUGAGAACUCUCCAGACGACUAUUCGCAUGGAGAUAGUGCAAUGAUGAAGAUUUGGCGAACGAAAAGUCUUGACGACGAGCAACCAUCGUUCCAAAGUGCGACAGGUGCAAAAGUUCAUGUGGAAAAAGCUGCAGAUAGCACGCGAUCCCUUCACUCUUCAUUUGAUGCAGCACUGUUUCUAGACUCAAAUGCCAAAACAGCGGAAUGGUUCGACCCAGAACGACACCGAAACGUUGUGUAUGCGAAUAAGGUUCGAAGCGAAUUCUCGGGGAAAAAGCAUAUGCGUCAAAAAUUUCAGAUGGAUGCUGCAGAAGCAUCCAUGGCGGGGACUUUCCAGAAACAAGCUCAGGCAGACAUUUCACUUGCAGAACCAUCACAACAACUCAAGUUUCAAACCCACACUUCAAUGCCAAAGAGCUGCUCAUCAGUUUCCAAACGACGGCGAAUACCAUCACAAACGAUUCGAUCGCCAAUCCCAAAAAAUGGCGCAAGGAUUGCUGAUUUAAACAUCAAAGCUCUUUAUCAAAGAAGCAGUACCAGUGAAUGGUCACUCUCGCCGAAUAUCUUGAUGAAAGGAUCAGGCAACCUUACGCCCCUAAAGCAAUGUGGAACAACGUAUACAAUGCUACAUCCAACCAGCCUGUCAAAGGUUCACAGUACUGGGACGAAAACUGCCUCAACUGCCGCCCUUGAGACAACAGAAGAGUUUGACAGCUGUGAAUCGUCCCCCCCUUCAAUGGAGCCGUUUCGAUUUACUUCAUUUCCAGAAUCACUUCCGAGACUCAACAAUCCAGUAGAAAGGCACUACGCCGAAUCUAUAUGCAGACGGAUGUCGUUCGGUGAAAGAAAUGGAAUCAACGUUUCGAACCAGUCCCGAGAAGACGACGGGACACACGAUACGAGCAUUUCCAGUCUAUCUGCUGAUGGCCGUCGUCAUUCUCCAAUGUGCGUAGUUCCUUCUUACAAGGACCUCGCCAAGGCCAGUCAACGUGAUAGCAAUAGUGUACCGAAGCAAUCAGCGCCCCUCCCAGGUUGCGCAGACUUUGAACAGCGUAUUACCACUAGCGAUAGUACACCGAAUUCUCCCGGAAGUAACACCGUGGGUAGAAUGCGUCUAGACUUCAACGCUCAUUUGAGCCCUACGCAAAUGAUCGGCGACUCGCCUCCAACCUCAUUUGUACCAUCACUUCUGAAGUCAAGACACACUGGGGAAAACAAUUUUCCACGGACUCUCACUGCGGCUUCUCCCCCUCCUACACACUCCAAAUUGAUGUCUUCGUCCAACGAGUCAGAGGAACCGCUAACUCCAAACCAGUCGUGUGCAAAACAAGUACCCACUACUCCGCAGGACGUUCUCUUGCACUUCCCACCGGAGACUGAAUGUUCCCCCAUUCCGAGUAGUGAUCAACAGGAGGAGCACAAGACCCAUUGGCAACACGGUCCAUCAAUUGUUGGUCCCUCCGUUUUUUCGAAAAGCGCUAUUUAUACCCAUGUUCCUGGCGCUAGUAUUGCCGAUGCACAGCUUGAAAGAAGAGAGCAGGACUUCCCAAUUUCUUCUGCAAUCGCGAAACAGAGUCAGAUGCGUCCGAUGCCUGAUAUGUCUGCGUUUGAAAGCGCUGCAUAUUCUUCUCGUGGAAAUCGAUCGACCGAUGACAGCCUGAUUGUAGAGACGGCAAAAGGGCUGCCAACAUUGCCGGGAUGUCUAUGUCCGGCAACUCCAGUUCGAACGCCCGCUUGGGCGAGCGACGCAGGAGGUACCUUCAUGAGCGGGCGCCAAAAUUCCUUAAUAUCAACGAAACUACUGUUAGCAUGCCCCUCGCAUGUGCUUGAGGGCCGAACUUCUCUCGAGGAUUCGUUGCUUGAAGAAGAUUACAACCCUGAGUCUUCCGACGCACUCUGUGGCAUUGCCAAAAAAAAUGAUUCCGCCUACAGCGAAGGCAAACCUGGUGCAGGACCGUCUUUGCUCUCACAGGAUAUGAACGAAACGAAGAGAGAUGCCUCAAGAAUCUACGACACCAGUUUGCCGACAAUUGGAAACAAUCUCAACCUUCCCCAGAUCUCAAAAGACAACAGAUUAGUUUCUUUCAGAAACGACUUUGAAGUUAUCAGUUCACUUGGCAGCGGUGCUUUCGCAGAUGCAUUUAAGGUCAGGGCACAGAUUGACGGCCGUCUAUAUGCUGUGAAAAGAAAUCGACGAAAGUUUCGAGGUAUUCGAGACAGAAAUUUGGCACUUGCUGAGGUGCAGCAUAUGCAGAGACUUCAGGACGUUGGUACCGCCGCUUGUGCCAUUGACGCCAAGAAAGAUUUUUCUCAGAGCACUGACAAAAGCACAUACUCUCUUUACUUGCUUUUCUUCUACCGUGCUUGGCAAGAAGAUGGAUACUUUUUCUGCCAGACGGAGCUGUGCUGUCGUGACUCUUGUAAAGAAUUACUUGAUUCCAUUCGAUUGCGUUGGAAAUCCUCGAACAUCAAGUAUCCGAGUCUUUCGCGGCACAUAUCACCUCCAAACGACGCGCUGGCAGCAAUAAAUGCAAACUGCUCGCUGCGAUACCUGCCGCACAGUACAGUCUGGAAAGUUUGUCAUGAUAUUGCAGCUGGACUAUCACACAUGCACUCGCAUGGACUUGUCCAUCACGACAUUAAACCGUCGAAUAUUCUUUUCGUUCGAAAUCCUCGCUUUGGAGCCAUGUGUAAAAUAUGUGAUUUUGGACUGGCUGGGGAGAUUGAUAGUUCAAGUGAUGGUCAAGAAGGCGAUACUAGGUACAUGCCAUCAGAAUUACUCUCUUCGAUGACAAGACAGCCGAGUGCCGACAUAUUCAGUCUGGGACUAACACUCUACGAAAUAGCAAGCGAUCAUCAUAUCGAGUUGCCCUCAGAAGGUCCACUGUGGCACCGACUUAGAACGAAUUCGAUGCCUCAGCUUCCUGACUUUCGAGGACUGCCAUUCUGUGAACUUAUCAAAGCUAUGACCCAUCCUUCUGCACAGAGACGACCAACCGCAGACGAGAUACUGUCGUUGGACGGAGUUGUAUCAAGUGGUCAGGGGUUCGAUUUAUUCUUAGAGGAUUAUGUUGUAGAUGUGGCAAAAUAUGAGAGAUUGGAAGAGGAACGAUUCGCUGCUGGUAACCAUGACGAUCAAACGCCAAGGAAUUGGUCUGGUCGUCCACGGGUGACUCAAAGCCCGAGCUUGUCGAUGCUGUUGUCAUCUGAAAACAAUCUUCUUUCACCUGGUGUGCAGUAG